Molecule: messenger RNA, 1831 nt
Organism: Triticum aestivum (bread wheat)
Lineage: Eukaryota; Viridiplantae; Streptophyta; Magnoliopsida; Poales; Poaceae
Product: monooxygenase 2
Exons: 5
Coding region: 306-1508 (400 amino acids)
Molecular function (GO): FAD binding
Source: RefSeq, a predicted model, not a curated record
UGCCUGGACGUGGUCACGUAGACGGCCGCCGCGGUGGACCAAAGUCAGAGUUCGCCUUCCUUCCCCGUCGCGUCCAGCGGAAAGAAAGAAUCCGGUCAUCCAACCGACGGCCUCCAUCCAAUUCGUCACGUGAAGAUGAGAUGAUCACCUCCUCACCUCGAUCGGCCGGCCUUCCAGCCACCUUCCAGUCCAUGCUGCUGUUAUAAUUAUAAAUACGUCACACACUGAAGCUCCUGGUUCUUCCAUCAGAACCGGAUCCCUCUCUUCUUCUUGCUCUAGCACUCUUCACUAAGUCUCCACGGUAGAUGGAGGGCGUCGAGGAGAUCGUCAUCGCCGGCGCCGGGCUCGCCGGCCUCGCCACGGCCCUGGGGCUGCACAGGAAAGGGGUGAGGUGCGUGGUGCUGGAGUCGUCGGCGACGCUGCGGGCGUCGGGGUACGCCUUCACCACAUGGACCAACGCCUUCCGCGCGCUGGAUGCGCUCGGUGUCGGGGACAAGAUCAGGGAGCACCAUCUCCUCUACGAGAGGCUGGUGGCCUUCUCUGCGUCCACGGGCGAGGCUGCCGCAAAAGUGAGCCUAAAGAUGCAGGGUAAAAGCGUGCCUCACGAGAUCCGGUGCGUGAAGCGCAACUUCCUGCUGGAGACGCUGGAGAACGAGCUGCCGGAGGGCACCAUCAGGUACUCCUCCAAGAUGGUCGCCAUUGAGAUCGAGGAAGAGGGCAACGUGAAGCUCCUGCACAUGGCCGACGGCUCCACCAUCAGAGCCAACGUUCUUGUGGGGUGUGACGGAGUGAACUCGGUGGUGGCGAGGUGGCUGGGCCUGCCCAAGCCCAUCCUCUCGGGGCGGUCCGCCACCAGGGGCCUCGCCGAGUACCCGGACGGCCACGGCUUCGGGCCGGAGAUGCUGCAGUUCAUCGGCCAGGGCUUCCGCUCCGGCGUGCUCCCCUGCUCCGACACCUCCGUGUACUGGAACUUCACCUGGUACCCGUCCCCGGCGGACGGGGACGCGGACGAGAGUGUGGCCAAGAUGCGGCGGCACGUGCUGGCCAGGCUGACGGCCGCCAAGAUCCCGGCGGAGGCGCUGGACGUGGUGGAGCGGAGCGAGAUGAGCGAGGUGGUGUCGUCGCCGCUGCGGUUCCGGUCGCCGCUGGCGCUGGUCCGGGGCAGCAUCUGCAGGGGCGGCGUGUGCGUGGCCGGCGACGCGUUCCACCCGAUGACCCCGGAGCUCGGCCAGGGCGGCUGCGCGGCGCUGGAGGACGGCGUCGUCCUCGCCCGGUGCCUCGGGGAGGCCUUCGCCGUCGGCGGGCACGGGAGCGCCGAGGCGGCCCUGGAGAAGUACGCCCAGGAGCGGAGGUGGCGCGCCGUCCGGCUGGUCACUGCCGCGUACGUUGUCGGCUUCGUGCAGCAGAGCAGCAACCCGGCGAUCAAGUUCCUCAGGGAGAAGUUCCUGUCGGGGUUGCUGGCCAGAGUGAUGGUCGACAUGGCCGACUACGACUGCGGGAAGCUCUAGUAGUUCUGCCAUUCCUUCCUUCACGACGGCAGAACAAGAACGACGAGAGAAAACGAAUCAGUUAAAACGGCAUCAAUCAAAUCGAUUGGAUGCCUGUAUUUCGACUUUUCGAGUUAAAUAAAGAAAAUAAUUUGAUACCUGAUAGGAUUAUUAGUCUACAAUAUGUAGAUGAUACCCUCUAUUUCAUGGAAAACAGUCAGAAAAUGGCAAUAAAAUGGAGGAAGCACGUAUAGCUUAAGGCAUGUAUAAUGGUUGAUAAGAUAGUCUUAUCUUAGGUCUUGCAUGUAAUUAAGAGAUGAUAAAAAAAAGAUGUCUACAAUGAA